This is a messenger RNA of Talaromyces stipitatus ATCC 10500, 1374 nucleotides long. RefSeq lists its product as uncharacterized. The coding region runs from base 1 to 1374 and encodes 457 amino acids. NCBI's taxonomy places the organism in Eukaryota, Fungi, Ascomycota, Eurotiomycetes, Eurotiales, Trichocomaceae. The transcript is spliced from 6 exons. The record is from RefSeq and is a predicted model, not a curated record.
AUGGACAAGAAAAAGACAACUAGAAAAUGGAUAGAACAACUAAGAACAAAGGCGACAAAGGAACGAGUCUGGGAAUAUAUUUAUGAACACAAUAAGGCUCAAUAUGAGAAGCAUAUAGAGCAAAUGACAAACGUCAAGAACUAUAUCCUUGAUACAAUCGAACUUGGCCACCAGUCAGAAAUCCAGCAAAUGGAAGAUAUUAAGGAAAUAAUCCGAACUUUGAAGAGACGGUUUGCCCUUACAGAACAACGAGAGAACGACCUGCUCUUGAACCAAGAACGAAGUCUUCUUAAUCUGAAACGCACUCAAAGACCGAAGGAAUGGGCAGAAAAAUGGAGAACCCUCGUACUGGAUAUGAAGCUUGCCAAUUUCUAUGAGUUGUUAGACACAAGAUUGGCACGAGACUUCAUACAAUCCACUGUAGAGAUUGCGCCCAAGUUUCACGACAUCUGGAGCACAAGAAUCCUUAAAUACGAUAUGGGAUUAGAUACAUCAGGCUUAACGGAGAUUCCAGAUAUUAAUGAGAUCAUAGGAACAUUCGACAAACGCGAUAUCGCUAUGGCAACUCUCAAUGGAAAGUCAGAUCAGCCUGAAGACAACAAGAAAAGUCAGAUGAGAUCAAAAUUGAAGGACAAAACAUGUCUCUGCGGCCAGAAGCACCAAUUUGAGGACUGCCCAUACGUGAACCCAGCAAAACGACCUAAGGACUGGGAAUCAGACAUCAGUAUUGAGGAAAAGUUCAAGAAUCUUGAGAAAAAGGACACCCCAUAUGCCAACGCCUUGAAACAGGUUAAGAAAGGACUGGAAAAGAAAAAGAAAGAGCGAGAUUCCGAUACUAGCAAGAAAACAGAUAAGGAUUUGGAAAGAUCGAAUUUUAUGUAUGAUUCUGAUAAGAUUACAUGUGCUGUCAGAUUGGAUACAGUAUUAUUAGCCUCGAACGACAACCUUACAAAUAAAGUCAUAAUGGAUAACGUAUAUCCCACACAACCGAUCAGUGAAAAGGUUAAGCGAAAGGGUAUUAUCGUCCGUGAUGCCUGUCAGGAAUUGUGUCAUAUUCGACGAGAAGGAAAUCUUUACCUUAUUGAAUGGGAUGAGAAUAAGCCAGCACGCAGUUCGCUUAGUGUCGACUUUGCCUUCAAUUCCAUGGAGAAAAACAUACUCAAAGAUCUGAUGAAUGUGUGGCAUAAAAGAUUCGGACACGUAUCAUCCAGAGCUAUUGAGAAACUCCAAGAAGCAAUAGAGGGAGCUAUUGUUAUGUCAGUUCCAAGCCGCAAUAACGAGGGAUUCAAAAUCAAAUGUGAAACCUGCGAACUUACCACGGCCAAACGUCAAAUCAGCAGGGUAGCGAUGCCGCUACCAACAAGGCCAUUUUAA